Spathaspora passalidarum NRRL Y-27907 is the source of this 1783-nucleotide messenger RNA. It is a transcript of the gene DBP2, whose product is annotated as DEAD-box ATP-dependent RNA helicase. The record is from RefSeq and is a predicted model, not a curated record. Gene Ontology annotation, molecular function: ATP binding; RNA binding; RNA helicase activity. NCBI's taxonomy places the organism in Eukaryota, Fungi, Ascomycota, Pichiomycetes, Serinales, Debaryomycetaceae. The transcript is spliced from 2 exons. Gene Ontology annotation, cellular component: ribonucleoprotein complex; cytoplasm; nucleus. Gene Ontology annotation, biological process: rRNA processing. Bases 53 to 1690 code for a protein of 545 amino acids.
GUACUAAGUUAAACAGCACAUAUAGUCUCUGGUAACCUAUUAGAUAUUCAAGAUGUCAUAUAAUAACAACAGUAGUGAAUACAGAAACAACGACCACAACGGUUACCGUGGUGGAAACAGAGAUGGUGGUUAUGGAAACAGAUCCCACGGCUACCAAGGUGGCAACAGAGACGGUGGUUUCAGAGGUGGUUACCAAAAGAAGUUUGAUGAACCUAUUGAAUUAGUUGCUCCAGAAUGGGAUUUAGAAACUUUACCAAAGUUUGAAAAGAACUUCUACGUUGAACAUCCAAAUGUUGCUGCUAGAACUGACAGAGAAAUUGAAGAAUUCAGAAGAAAGAAUGAAAUGAGUGUUAUUGGUAACGAUAUUCCUCAUCCAAUCACUACUUUCGAAGAAGCUGGUUUCCCUGAUUACGUUUUGAAGGAAGUUAUUGCUCAAGGUUUCCCAAGCCCAACUGCUAUUCAGUGUCAAGGUUGGCCUAUGGCUUCUAGCGGUAGAGAUAUGGUUGGUAUUGCCGCUACUGGUUCUGGUAAGACUUUAUCAUACUGUUUACCAGCUAUUGUUCACAUUAAUGCUCAACCAUUGUUGAGUCCUGGUGAUGGUCCAAUUGCUCUUGUGUUGGCCCCAACCAGAGAAUUGGCUUGUCAAAUUCAACAAGAAUGUUCCAAGUUUGGCCGUUCUUCUAGAAUUAGAAACACCUGUGUCUAUGGUGGUGCUCCUCGUGGUCCUCAAAUCAGAGAUUUAGCCAGAGGUGUUGAAAUUUGUAUUGCCACUCCAGGUAGAUUGAUUGAUAUGUUAGAAUCUGGUAAGACCAACUUGAAGAGAGUUACUUACUUGGUUUUGGAUGAAGCUGAUAGAAUGUUGGAUAUGGGUUUCGAACCAGUCAUCAGAAAGAUUGUUGAACAAAUUAGACCAGAUCGUCAAACUUUGAUGUGGUCUGCUACUUGGCCAAAGGAAGUCCAAGCUUUAGCUAGAGAUUACUUGAAUGAUCCUAUUCAAGUCACUAUCGGUUCUUUAGAAUUAGCUGCUUCUCACACCAUUACUCAAUUGGUUGAAGUUGUCAGUGAAUUUGAAAAGAGAGAUAGAUUAGUCAAGCACUUGGAAACCGCUACUGCUGAUAAAGAAGCCAAGAUUUUAGUUUUUGCUUCUACCAAGAGAGCUUGUGAUGAAAUCACCAGUUACUUGAGAUCUGAUGGUUGGCCUGCAUUGGCUAUCCAUGGUGAUAAGCAACAAAGUGAAAGAGACUGGGUUUUAAGAGAAUUCAAGACUGGUAAAUCUCCAAUUAUGGUGGCUACUGAUGUUGCCGCUAGAGGUAUUGAUGUCAAGGGUAUUACAUUUGUUAUCAACUACGAUAUGCCAGGUAAUAUUGAAGAUUAUGUUCACAGAAUUGGUAGAACUGGUAGAGGUGGUGCCACUGGUACUGCUGUUUCCUUCUUCACUGAAGACAGUAAGAAAUUAGGUGGUGAAUUAAUCAAGAUUAUGAGAGAAGCCAAGCAAACCAUUCCUCCUGAAUUACAAAAGUACGACAGAAGAUCAUAUGGUGCUCAUAUCAGAUACGGUCCAGGUCGUGGUGGCCGUGGUGGUCGUGGUGGAUACGGCCGUGGUGGUCGCGGUGGCCGUGGUGGUUAUGGUGGUCAAAGAAACUUCCAAUCUGGUAGUAACACUGCACCAUUAUCUAACCGUCGUUUCUAGAGAAUUUUGUUUAAUUGCUUGAUUUCUUUUUGGGGUUUUUCUUUGUAUUUUUAUUUGCUUAUAGAAUAGAAUAAUAGUAUGAUUUAUUAAAGU